Molecule: messenger RNA, 1433 nt
Organism: Punctularia strigosozonata HHB-11173 SS5
Lineage: Eukaryota; Fungi; Basidiomycota; Agaricomycetes; Corticiales; Punctulariaceae
Product: acyl-CoA dehydrogenase NM domain-like protein
Exons: 14
Coding region: 1-1362 (453 amino acids)
Molecular function (GO): flavin adenine dinucleotide binding; oxidoreductase activity, acting on the CH-CH group of donors
Source: RefSeq, a predicted model, not a curated record
AUGUCUUCACAUCCAGUCGUCGAACUAACCUCGCCUUCAUCAUGGGCAAUGAUUGAAGACAAGUUCUCGCCGUACGCCAAGGAAACUCUGGCCAAGCUGGUUCGGUUUUGCCUGGAUGAAGUAUAUCCUGCAACCAAGAUUGCGCAUGCGCAAAUACCCACUGACCCGGCUACACGUUGGAGUACGGUCGUACCGAUCAUCGCAGACCUCAAGGCCAAGGCCCGAGCUCAGGGCCUUUGGAAUCUCUUUCUGAGCAAGACACACUAUCCCAAACACGGCGUUCCGCUCACAAACCUCGAAUAUGCGGUUAUGGCAGAAAUCAUGGGUCGGGGCGGCCACAUGGCGUCCGAAGUCUUCAACUGCUCUGCUCCCGACACAGGCAAUAUGGAGGUCCUUGCCCGUUACGGAUCACCCGCUCAGCAGAAAGAGUGGCUCGAGCCUCUACUUAAAGGCGAAAUCCGUUCUGCAUUUGCUAUGACGGAGCGCUUUGUUGCGUCCUCCGAUGCAACCAACAUUCGCACUUCCAUCCGUCAGGAGGGUGACGAGAUUGUAAUCAAUGGCCACAAGUGGUACAUAAGCGGUGCAGGCGACCCAAGAUGCAAAGUACACUUGGUGAUGGGGAAGUCUGACCCAGAGAACAAGUCGCCUCAUAAUCAGCAAUCCGUCGUCAUUGUGCCUGCCGAUCACCCUGGCGUCAAAGUGAUCAGGGCCAUGCAUGUUUUCGGUUACGAUGAUGCUCCUGAAGGUCAUUGCGAGGUCGUCUACGAUAACGUCCGGGUUCCUGCUAGCAACCUAGUUCUCGGAUGGGGCAGAGGCUUUGAGAUCAUCCAAGGUCGACUCGGUCCUGGGCGCAUCCAUCAUUGCAUGCGCUCAAUUGGGGCCGCGUCCUUUGCGCUUGACACCAUGAUACAGCGUGUGACAGAUCCAUCGAGGAAAACAUUUGGGAAGUAUCUUUAUCAACAUGGUACUGUCAUCGCGGACAUCGCUCGAUCGCGGGCAGAAAUCGAGAGCGCAAGGUUGCUGGUGCUCAGUGCAGCCUUGCAGAUCGACAAAUACCAAGCUAAAGGAGCGUUAAAAGAAAUCGGGAUUGCCAAGUUCAUUGUUCCUACCAUGGCUUGCACUGUGGUAGAUCGUGCAAUUCAGGCUUUUGGUGCGGAGGGUGUGAGUCAAGAUCAAGACUUGGCAAAUAUGUAUGCAGGGUUGAGGACUUUGCGAUUGGCCGACGGUCCGGACGAGGUUCACGUCCAACAAAUUGGUCAACGAGAGCUUAAGCGGGCGAAGAAACUGCAUGAGCAAACCGCUGAGCUCAAGAAGAAAGAGAAUGUCCUCCUGGACAAGCUCAAUGUCAAAGCACAUCUUUAGUUUCUUUGCUCUUCUCGCUCUUGUAUGAUAUGUUGGGUUCCUGUGCCGAUGAUUGAUAGCGUGCAUUGUGG